Molecule: messenger RNA, 1818 nt
Organism: Diaporthe batatas
Lineage: Eukaryota; Fungi; Ascomycota; Sordariomycetes; Diaporthales; Diaporthaceae
Exons: 4
Coding region: 1-1818 (605 amino acids)
Molecular function (GO): S-methyl-5-thioribose-1-phosphate isomerase activity
Source: RefSeq, a predicted model, not a curated record
AUGACCCUCUGCGCCAUCUCCCGCACGCGGCUUCCCUGCAGAUUCUCCUGCACCGGCCCUGCUCGACGGAUCCAAGCCUCGCUUUACAGACCGCCUCAUUGCUCGCUGGGUUCUCGCUGUGCCUCCACAAUGGCAUCGGCUGGCGAGGCCGGAAAGCCAGCCCUGCAGAAGCGGUCGGUUGUCUCCUCUUUCCUCUACAAGUUCGUCGACGAGAACGGCGAGCGCAAGGCCAAGGUCGCCUUGUUCAAGCGGAGUGGCCAAGUGCGAACAUAUCAACAUCGCUGGGCAGUGGUCUCUGGCAGCAUUGAUCCCGAGGAUCCUUCGCCUCAGGCGGCAGCCUGGCGAGAAAUCCGCGAAGAGACGACCUUGACUCAGUCUUCCCUGGAGCUCAUGCGCCAGGGCAAGAGUUAUGUCCUGCCUGACGAGUCGAUCGGCAGGGAAUGGACCAUCUACCCAUUCGCUUUUCGUCUCAAGGAGGCAAGUGAAGGUGGAAAGGGCGAGAAUGCCAUCCAACUCGAUUGGGAGCAUGAGACUUGGGCAUGGUACGACCCUUUCGAGGUCGAAGACUCGGAACGAUUCGGCGCGGUCCCACGUCUCGCCGAGAGCUUGCGUCGGGUCUGGUUCGAAAAGGACUUGGGUCCCGAAGCCGGUGCUGCUCUCACGGAGGGGCUUGAAAGGCUCAAGACCGAUUAUGCAAGUGGAGCUCGUCAACUCGCCGGCAAUGCUCUCGAGAUAUUGAGCGACAUUGUCGCGAAGAUGGACACCCAUCAGCCACAUGAACAGUGGUGGACUCGUGUCCGGUUUGCCUCAUGGCAUAUCUGGAAGAACGGCCGUGAAUCAAUGGGUGCAGCUAUCCUCAGUGCCCUGCUGUCUGCUCUCACAGGCAUCGAGAGGAGGAUCCGACAGCUUGAGGGCAAACCGGUGGCCGGUUGGAGGGACGCUGCACUCGAUGAGCUUGAGCGAACGAUCGUUUCCAGGCGAGAUGCGGCCAAGGCAAUUUCCGUGGCCCUCACCAACUUCUUGGGAAAUCAAAUGAUAUCCGAGCCUGGCGGGUCUCGGCGGUCUCGGCUGGUGAAAGUGCUGACAACCUCUGAAAGCUCGACGAUUACAUGUGCUCUUCGCGAAGUUGUUGCGAAUACCGACAUGUCACUGGAUUUGCGCAUUCUGGAGUCACGGCCUUUGUUUGAAGGCGUGUCUCUCGCCAGCCAGCUUUUCAAAGAAGCAUCUCCCCCUCAGGCGUCGACAGAUAAACCUGUCAGCGAGGCUGGGCUGCCUCAUACGGGCUCAGCGCCGAAACUUCUAAUCACGUUGUACACGGAUGCGUCCUCGGCCCUUGCUUCAGAUGAUGUGGACGUUGUCCUGAUAGGUGCGGAUAGGAUCGCGGAAACCGGAGCAGUCAGCAACAAGACAGGCUCGCUGCCUGCGAUCCUCAGCGCUAAGCAUGUCUCGCCAAAAGCAAAGAUAGCCAUCGUAAGCGAGACGGAAAAGGUCGCAACCCCCGGGGCUGCAGGCGCCCAUGUUGUGGAAAACAAUGACCCCGCUCAGCUGAUGCACGCAUGGGCGGCAGACUUCAAUAGCGAGAGAAUCAGGAAUGCCGCGGGUACACUAUCCUCUGGGGGUCGUGCAUCUGCUCAUCAUGACAACAAGAGCGGCAACAGUGCGGCCGACGUGCACGUUAGCAACGUGUCCUUCGAGUGGGUUCCUCCAGACCUGAUCGAUGUCUACAUCACCGAGCGAGGCGAGUUGGCAGUGGAAGACAUAGCGAAGCUUUCGGAGACUCUAGGCACUGAAGAGGAACGAUUUUUUCGGGACAUCUGA